Molecule: messenger RNA, 5166 nt
Organism: Adelges cooleyi (spruce gall adelgid)
Lineage: Eukaryota; Metazoa; Arthropoda; Insecta; Hemiptera; Adelgidae
Product: cGMP-specific 3',5'-cyclic phosphodiesterase
Exons: 22
Coding region: 542-3544 (1000 amino acids)
Biological process (GO): signal transduction
Molecular function (GO): protein binding; 3',5'-cyclic-nucleotide phosphodiesterase activity
Source: RefSeq, a predicted model, not a curated record
GCGGCCAGGCGCCACGAACACCGGGUCGCGCGCGCACGCACCACGCAAACACGCGGGCACACCGACGACGCACACGUGAAAAACAAACAAUAAUAAUAUUUCCUGUCCGGCCGCCGCCGUAGUCCCUUAACGGAGUCCACCUCCGCGGCCGUGUCACAGUCAGUUCAGACGCAUCAGCCGCUGCCAGCGAGUGCUGGGCCAUGUCACCGCGGUCGUCGCCGACAUCUGGCGUCCGUCGACGCCGGACCGGCGACCGCCGUCCGUCCGUGUCACCGCCGCCACGUGCUGCAGGCUACCGGCCGCCGGAAUAAAACCGCCCCCAACGGAAUAUUCGUUUAAUUAUUUCUUAAACAAGACCGCCCACCAGAGCAAUUUACUCGCCGUGAUGGCGGCAGCGAACCAAAUGGACCAACAGUAAAACCAACGAUAAUAGUCACAGAUUUUUUUCCACCGCACAAGACAACGGCAUAGAGACCGUACGGUGACGAUGUUUGGUCAACGAACGAGCACUGCUUUAAUGUGAUACCGACACCGGUCGACGAUGGAUUUGGACGCAGACGAAGUGGAGCGAUGGUUAUGCGAGAGAGCACCGCAGGACUUGGUGGAACGAGUGGUCAGGGCGCGGCUCCAGCACCGUGCCGGCUCGUUGUCGGUCGGCCGGGCCAAACGCGCAUCCAUGACAUCCGAAAUGUUCAAUACAUGGCUGGCAUCUUCGCCGAUCAAACGGGCCAAGUCCCCAAACAGGGCGACAAGAAGCAGCGGGGAGUGGAGACAUCACUUGGGGCUUUUGGACGAAGGGGAAUUAUUCAUGGAGCUCAUUCGGGACGUGUCCAACGAACUAGACAUCGACGUGCUUUGUCACAAAAUACUUGUCAACGUUGGACUAUUGACCAGAGCCGACCGGGGCAGCUUGUUCCUGGUCAGGGGCAAACAGCUAGUAGCCAAGUUGUUCGAUGUUACCGUAGACACAGAACUUACUGAUGCGGUACACAAGGCGAAAACUGAAGAAAUCCAAAUACCGUUCGGCGUUGGAGUGGCCGGAACCGUUGCGGAAACCAAACAAGUUGUCAAUAUAAAAAACGCGUAUCAGGAUCCGCGGUUCAACCGAGAAAUUGAUCACCGGACGGGCUAUACGACAAACCUGAUACUGUGCGUGCCGAUUUGCAACUACGACAACGACGUGAUCGGCGUGGCUCAAAUAAUCAACAAGACUGACGGCAGCAAUUCGUUUACCGAGCACGACGUCGAGAUAUUCCAGAGGUACUUGACGUUCUGCGCAAUCGGAAUACAAAAUGCUCAACUGUUUGAAAAAUCUAUUCAAGAAUUCCAAAGGAAUCAGAUGUUAUUGGGUUUAGCCCGAAGCAUAUUCGAAGAACAAAACAACCUGGACUGUUUGGUUUCUAAAAUCAUGACCCAAGCCCGAGAUCUGAUAAAAUGCGAACGAUGCGUGGUCUUCCUGUUGGACUUGGAAUGCGAAGAAGCUAGCCAUUUAGAACACUUCGGAGCCAAGCCGGGAAAUCAUUCCAUCGAGAAAAACUUGUCGAAUAAAAAAAGCACCGAUACGUUGGCCGAAGACGGUCCGCCUUUUUCCAGGCCACAAAAGGAAAUCAAAUUUACAACGGCUUUCGAGUUGGACCGGGAACACGGUGUGAAAAAAAUGAACAAAAACGUCAAGCCGUCCAAGCUGCUUCAAAUAGCGCACGGGGUGGCCAAUUCGGUUCAGGUUUCCAACAUACCGGACGUGCAAUUGUGGGCCAAUUCUUUGGAUCGACAGCGGAGCGUCGAAAGCGACGACGGCAUCGACGUCAACGAACCGUCCAUCAAAGCUAUACUGUGCAUGCCCAUUUUAAACGGCAAAAAAGAGGUGAUCGGCGUGGCACAGCUAAUAAACAAGGAAACCGGCACGCCGUUUACAGAAUGCGACGUAGCCACGUUCGAAGCGUUUGCGAUUUUCUGCGGUCUUGGCAUUCACAACACGCAAAUGUAUGAAAGUGCAUGCAAACUAAUGGCAAAACAAAAAGUAGCCUUGGAAUGUUUGUCGUACCACGCCACCGCGUCCGUCGACGAUACGAUUAAACUGGCCCAGGACACCAUACCGUCGGCCGAAACUUAUAAUUUAUACAGUUUUAAAUUCAUCGAUUUCGAUUUGACGGACGACGAUACGUGCAAGGCUACCAUCAGGAUGUUCCUGCAGUGCAAUCUGGUGCAGCAAUUUCAAAUUCCAUACCACGUGCUCUGCAAAUGGGUGCUUAGCGUCCGGAAAAACUAUAGGCCCGUAAAGUAUCACAACUGGAGGCAUGCACUGAAUGUGGCACAGACCAUGUUUGCAAUGUUGAAAACCGGCAAAAUGGAAAGGUUUAUGAGCGAUUUGGAAAUUUUGGGUUUGCUGGUAGCGUGCUUAUGCCACGAUCUCGACCACCGUGGCACCAACAACGCGUUUCAAACGAAAACCGAGUCGCCGCUCGCCAUCCUUUACACCACCAGCACAAUGGAGCACCACCAUUUCGACCAGUGCGUGAUGAUCCUGAACAGCGACGGCAACAAUAUAUUUCAAGCGCUCUCGCCGGAGGACUACCGCAGUGUAAUGAAAUUGGUGGAGAACUCGAUAUUGUCCACGGACUUGGCCAUGUAUUUCAAAAAGAAAAGCCGGUUCAUGGAGGUGGUCGAAAACGGAGAGUUCGAUUGGCAGAGCGAAGAGAAAAAGGCCCUGUUGUGCGGUAUCCUGAUGACCGCGUGCGACGUGAGCGCCAUAGCAAAACCUUGGGAGGUACAGCACAAGAUGGCAAAACUCGUGGCCGACGAAUUUUUCGACCAAGGCGAUUUGGAAAAACUACAGCUCAACCAACAGCCGGUGGCUAUGAUGGACAGAGAAAAGAAAGACGAACUGCCCCAAAUGCAAGUAGAGUUCAUCGACGUCAUAUGUCUGCCGUUGUACAAAGUUCUGUGCGACACGUUCCCGUGGAUCACGCCGUUGUACGAGGGCACGUUGGAAAACCGCAAACACUGGAAAGACCUGGCCGAGAAAGUCGAAAUGGGAUUGACGUGGAUCGAUCACGACAAAAUCGAAAUACCCGUUGAAGAAUUUUUUACUCACCGUCCAAGUACCAAGGACAUUGAGUUUACCGUAACUACGUUAAAUAAAACACAAAAUUCCACGAAGAAAGCCAAUACAAAAAGUCUCGACCUCAAUAUCGAUACCACGACUUUCCAACGGAACGGCGCCAAGUUUUCCAGUUACCGGAAAAAGCCGACCACCAGCCGGUCGUUCAGGAACCGGGUUAGCAGGUCUCUGUACAACAGCAGUGGCGGCGGCGGCGGCGGUGGCGGUGGCGAUACCGGCGGCGGGGGUGGGUCUACCCUGGAACCCAGCGCGGACAGCGGCCACACGCCCGUGGCCGACGGCCGGCCACAGAUGAUAAGUUCGGCCUCUCUGCCGGCGUUUACCUCGCCCGCGUCCACGCCCGGUUACACAAAGCCGCCUGCAUCGACGCCGGUGACGGCCACUCCGGUGAAAAACAAAAACAAGUAUUGUCAAGUCCUGUGAUAAAGGCUGGUUAUAAUAUUAUAUUAUGUAUAUAAACUAGAUCGUUACUCAGUCAGAAAUGGCAAAACCCCCGGGGGUGUUUUUUAGGGCCCAACACCCUACACUGACUGGGGUUAAACCCCUCUCCUCCCACCGAAAACCCCAUCGGUUUUUUUUUUGUAGGUUUAGGUUUUUUUGCCAACCAACUAUUCGUCCAACACUGACAUGACAGAUUUAAUGUACAUAAUAUUUUGGACAACCAUAGUAUUCUAAAGUUGUAAAAUUGUUUUUUUUUAUUUUUAUAACAGAAGUUGUUUUAAACGUAACAACCCUGUUGCUAGUUGACCGUGAUACACUAUAUUUUUAUGUAAUUAUAAUGGAAUAGUAAUAAUAUGUAAUAAUUAUUAGAAAAUAUCUACUAUAUUAUUAUGCUAUGUACGCCCUAGAACGGCUUUGGCAGUAUUUACCCUGUAAGUUGAUGUCAAAAUACAAACAAAGGAAUACAAAAGAGACAUUUAAAAAUUAUGUACACCUAAUUGUUUUUAAAUGUCAUUUUUAUUGUUUUACGUUUUAUAAACGCUGUAAUAGCUAUUCUAGAACAUACGGUAAUGUGUAUAUGAAUAUUUUAAUUAUUUGUUGUUAUGGUCGGUCCCGAUUUAUUAUUAUUUUUAAACCAUUAUUAAGUAUUAUGUAUUACCAAAUUAAAUCGUUGUUAUAUUAUAUAGUAUAUAUUAUAUAUAUUGUCUAAAUUAAUAUAAUGUAGAUAUAGAAGUAUUAUUAUGUUAUAGUAAUACUUAGAAAAGUCUGUUGUCCCGAUUAACUUACUUACGCUAUGUACAUUUGUUUGAUUUUUUUUUUUAGAUCUAAAUGCUUUAUUGUUUUAUAUUUUACUGUCCCUCGUUUAAGCUAUUCGUAAGUACGACAAAAUAACAUGUAAUUUUUCAUUGUAAUAUUUUAUCGUUUAGUGUGUUUAUUAUUUUAGUUACUAUUUCAUUUUGAAGUACUACUUAUGACAUUAUAGGAUGUCGCGUAUUUGUCACGUUUAACUAGUUUCUUUAAGAGAUUUAUAAAAAAAAAAUCGUGGUCUCUCGAGCUCGAGACAUUACCAACUAAGUGUAAGAAAUACAAAAAUGAGUAGAGUACAAUAAUUUGUAAUUACAAGUAUGGUCGGUAUUAACAUAGUAGUUACCGACCAAAUAUAUAAUUAAAUAUUUUAAAUAAUCAGUUUCAAUCCGAUUUGUUUGCAUAUAACUCAUGCGUUUUGAAGUAUAGAUUUUAGAAUGAUUUCUGAUAAUUUGUAAAAUUUAUUUUUAAUCGCAUUCGUGUUGAUUUUUCGACCAUUAUUCAAUUUAAUCAGCGAAGUCACUUUUACCACGUCGGUUUACAAUCUUCUAGUCUAUCAAUACAAAUAUUAUAUUGUUAUUAUAAUCACACGACUUCGUUUUACUUAAUUGCAAUAAAAUUUAACAAUCGUUGUACAUUACGACCUUAAUUAAGUAUAUUUUUUGUAACAAUAAAAAUAACAACAUUACUAUUGUGAUAUUAAUUAGUUUUAUCUAAGUAGAUUUAGAAUUUUAAUACUUCCUUGUUGUAUUGUGUAAUAUUAUUUUUGUCUUAUUAUAAAUAAAAUAAUUGUUAUUAUU